AUGAAGACCAGGCCGGUAGUAAUUCGAGGUAUUGCUAUUUUCACUGUCGGAAUAAUAGCAUGGAUGGUUUAUGCACCUCUAAAAAUCGGACGCAACGACAUAGCAGUUGAUAAGCACGUUAAGGAGACAGGUCCUAUAAAAGGAGGGGAAAUGUUGAUUCGCAAGGACAAAGUAAAGAAAGCUGUGAAGCAAACCUUCCCCAACAUUAGUGAAACUAGUGAAGCUAAUCUACAAGCCAAAGCAUCUCUGGGAAAAGCCGAAGCUAAUAGAAGAAAAUCUGAAGCAACAUGGAAUGUCUCCAAAACAACCAGCUCACCAAAAACAACAGUAUUAGUGAAAGCAGAGACGCUGAAAAGUUCCUCCGCGAAUGAACGCUUCAACAGUUUAUACAUCAUGGGCAGAGGCAAUUAUAAAGCGGAAAGAAUUCAUACGCCGCAAAUGUGCGCUACACAAAAUCGAGCCAAUACCACUACCGGCAGGGCGAGCUUUACGUCAGUAUAUUGGGUGGAUGAUCACCACAAGUUCAUCUUCUGUGAAAUUCCCAAAGCUGGCUGUACAAACUGGAAAAGAAUCAUGCUUCUGAUGACGUGCAACUACAACAGGUCUUACAUAUGGUCCCUGAGUAAGACUGGAGUACACGAAGGAUUGUCCAACAAAGUGUUGAAAAGAUUAAAAUCAUUUAAGAGCAGAUCAGACAGUGACGCCAGACUGAAAAGCUACACUAAAGUUUUUCUCACGAGGCAUCCAUUCGAGAGAUUGGUCUCAUUUUUCAGAGAAAAACUUCAAAGAGCCAAAAAUGAUCAUUACGACCGAAAAAUUUCGAGCUACGUUUUACGUUCUAUCCACAAAAAACAGAACGUAACACAUAAAAUGGUGAUGGAGUACAAUGUAACAUUCCCAGAAUAUAUCCAGUAUGUGAUAGAUACCAAAAAGCAUCCUGAUAUUCAUUGGGGUAUUCAGCACUCCUUAUGCCAUCCCUGCAGCGUCGACUAUGACGUCAUAGGAAGAUACGAAACCAUUGUUGAGGAUUCCAACAAUCUUUUAAAAAUGCUGGGGAUUGACGAAAUCACCUAUCCGCAGUCAGACAAUGUUGACUUUGCAAAAUACAAAACCAAGGAUUUGGUCUCCAAACAUUUCAAGACUCUGAAACCUUGGAUGAUCAAAGAGCUACAGACUAUGUAUAAAACUGACGCAGAUAUAUUUGGUUAUGAUCUAGAUUUAAAGUAA
Lingula anatina is the source of this 1227-nucleotide messenger RNA. Its product is annotated as carbohydrate sulfotransferase 11-like. The record is from RefSeq and is a predicted model, not a curated record. NCBI's taxonomy places the organism in Eukaryota, Metazoa, Brachiopoda, Lingulata, Lingulida, Lingulidae.